GCACAGGAGGGACUAUUGACAGACACGCACACCCACCUUCAGUGACGUCACUGAGAAGCCACCCAAGGACCCACGCGACUCACAGCAGCAGUCAGUCAGAUCGCACGCGCGAAACCCCCCCACGUUAGUGACAUAAGAACGGGAUUCAGAAGGAAGCCAACUCACUGCGGAAAGCCUUCAUGUAUCAAGAGUGGACUUUAACCCACUAUCCACUGCAAUGGCUGAGGAAAACAGCGCACGCUUGGGAGCCUUCGUCGAUUCCGCCAUCCACGUGGACGUCAAGGAUUACUAUGGCAAGGUGCUGAAGAAUACCUCAGACCUAAAGAGCAAUGCUUGCAUUGCUCCUGCCAAAGCCGUGCCUGCCUUCAUCCGCCGGGCUUUGGAGAAAGUGCACCCCGACGUGACCGACAGGUACUAUGGCUGCGGUCUGGUGGUGCCAGAGUGUCUGGAGGGCUGCAGGGUUCUGGACCUGGGCAGUGGAAGUGGAAGGGACUGCUACAUGCUGAGCCAGCUGGUGGGCGAGACCGGCCACGUCACUGGCAUUGACAUGACCGAGGACCAGCUUGAUGUGGCCAGGGCAUAUGUGGACCAUCACAUCAAAGCGUUUGGCUACAAGAAGCCCAAUGUUAGUUUCGUCCAGGGCUACAUUGAGGCCCUGACAGAAGCGGGUUUGGAAAAGAACUCUUUUGACAUCAUUAUUUCCAACUGCGUGGUGAAUCUAUCACCAGACAAGAAGAGAGUUCUGGCUGAAGCCUACAGCGUACUCAAGGAUGGAGGUGAGCUGUACUUCAGUGAUGUUUACAGCAGUGGAAGACUAACAGAGGAAAUUAAAAAUCACAAAGUUCUGUGGGGCGAAUGUCUUGGUGGAGCACUCUGGUGGAAAGAUCUGCUGCAAUUGGCUGAAGAAGUGGGCUUCAGCCCACCCCGGCUGGUGACAGCCAGCGUCAUCACUGUAGACAACGAAAAGCUGCAGGACGUUUUAGGGGAUUUCAAGUUUGUCUCUGCCACAUACCGCCUGUUCAAGGUCCCCAAAGGCAACACCAAACCAAGUCAUGUCAUAUAUAACGGGAGCAUUACAGGUGUAGAAGACAGCUUCCAGUUUGACUGUCAAUACACAUUCAAGGUUGAUAAUGUGGUGGAGGUGGAUGGAGAGGUGGCCACCAUCCUGACCCAGUCCAGAUUUAUGGACGACUUCACGUUUAAGCCAGCGGGAGGCCGCAGUGGGCCCUGUGGAGCCGUAACUAAGGCAGGCAUUGUGGAUCCUUUUGAGCUCGUCCUUCAGCUGGAGACACAAAGUCCAGGUUCAGCCACAGGGGGAUGCUGCAGCACACAGUCUGCUGCCUGCUGCAAAUGAUGGUGGGAUGAGCGCUGAGAUAUAUGGGCCCAGCAUCACUUUCUAUAAAUACCGGAACCAGUUCAAAUGCACUGACUUAUAUUAUGCAAUGUCAGUAUUUUGUAUCUUGUUAACUAAUUCAUCUAAGACCAGUUUUCAGCAAUUUAAAUGAAUCACUUAAAGAUAUACAUGUGUCUUAUCAAUGCUCCGUGGAUACUUAAAAGACUGAAAUGGUUCUUUUUAAUAAGAAGUAACAACAUUUUGUCUUUAUCUCAAGACAGCAUCCAAAAACCCAUUUUCAAAACCUGUAUAUAAACAUGAACAGCA
Pungitius pungitius (ninespine stickleback) is the source of this 1660-nucleotide messenger RNA. It is a transcript of the gene as3mt, whose product is annotated as arsenite methyltransferase. The transcript is spliced from 11 exons. Gene Ontology annotation, cellular component: cytosol. The record is from RefSeq and is a predicted model, not a curated record. Gene Ontology annotation, molecular function: arsenite methyltransferase activity. Gene Ontology annotation, biological process: toxin metabolic process; arsonoacetate metabolic process. NCBI's taxonomy places the organism in Eukaryota, Metazoa, Chordata, Actinopteri, Perciformes, Gasterosteidae. The coding region runs from base 218 to 1354 and encodes 378 amino acids.